UUCAAUCACGCUGUCACUCCGUUGAUUCAAUCUGCCCUGGGUGGGUACAAUGUGUGCAUUUUCGCGUACGGACAGACGGGCUCUGGGAAAACCUUCACAAUGGAGGGUAGUGAGGGUCAAUUGGCCGUUAUUCCACGUACCGUUGACCUUCUUUUUGAUUCCGUGAAGAAUUACAAGAGAAUUGGCCGGGAGUAUGAGAUCCGGGCAACCUUACUGGAGAUCUACAAUGAGGUCCUCUAUGAUCUUCUCAAUCCGGAGGCGACUGACUUGGAAAUCCGCAUGGUCAGCGCAUCAAGCAAAACGGAUACGGAUGUUUAUGUGAGCAACAUAACGGAGAAGAUUGCUGAGAAUGGGCAACAAUUGAGGGCAUUGAUGGAUGCUGCCAAGCGCAAUCGAGCAACAGCCUGCACGGUUGGCAAUGAACGUUCAUCGCGUUCCCCACACGCAAUUACGCGCCUUCAGCUGAUUAGAGUGCAAGAGGGGAAGCAGGAAAAGUGCGUUGGAACCGUUAAUCUUGUGGACCUCGCGGAAUCGGAGUCCCCGAAGACCAGCACCCGAAUGGAGGAGAAAAAGAAGAUCAAAAGGAGCCUCAGUGAGCUCACAAAUGUCAUCAUGACCAUCCUCAAUAAGCAAGAACAUGUCCCUUAUCGAAACUUCAAGCUCACCCAUCUGCUAAUGGUGCUAAUGCCAGCUUUGGGAGGCAAUUCAAAGACCUUGAUGGUGAUUAACGUAUCGCCUCUGAAGGACUGCUAUGGGGAAUCGCUCAAGUCCCUUUGUUUUGCUGCUUCUGUGAAUUCCAUAAAGAUGACGAGAGUGAGGAAGAAUCGCUACUUGAACAAUGUGACCACCAGCAGCGCCUAA
Molecule: messenger RNA, 861 nt
Organism: Lutzomyia longipalpis
Lineage: Eukaryota; Metazoa; Arthropoda; Insecta; Diptera; Psychodidae
Product: protein claret segregational-like
Biological process (GO): mitotic spindle assembly; microtubule-based movement
Cellular component (GO): microtubule organizing center; kinesin complex; nucleus
Molecular function (GO): microtubule binding; ATP hydrolysis activity; microtubule motor activity
Source: RefSeq, a predicted model, not a curated record